AUGGCUCAAACCGUCCAGCGCAGCGGCUUAAGCAAGCGUAAAGAACGACCCUCGGAUGCGGACGUCCAGCCUUCCCCCGCCAAGAAGGCGAAAGCUACUGCGAGGAAAAGUACAGGCGGCCGACCCCCUGUUCCACCAUCCGCGCCACGGGGAAGCAAUGCAAGUGGUUCAGGUGGUGACCGAGAUAGUGGUACCGCUAAUGCCGGCAAGAAACGAAGAUUCCGACCUGGAACGGUUGCGUUGCGAGAAAUCCGAAAGUAUCAAAAGAGCACGGAUCUUUUGAUUCAGAAACUCCCGUUUUCGCGACUGGUUCGGGAGAUUGCAAUGGAGAUGACCACCGACGUGAAUGACGGAUACGGCGACAGUGGAUUACGGUGGCAAACAUCAGCAUUGUUGGCACUUCAGGAAGCCACAGAAGCUUACUUGGUGCAUCUAUUCGAAGACGCGAAUUUAUGUGCUAUCCACGCCAAACGAGUUACGCUUAUGCAACGCGACAUCCAACUGGCUCGUCGGAUACGUGGCCCUUGGGGUGGCAUGGCGUGA
Pleurotus ostreatus (oyster mushroom) is the source of this 543-nucleotide messenger RNA. It is a transcript of the gene CSE4, whose product is annotated as centromeric DNA-binding histone H3-like protein cse4. Bases 1 to 543 code for a protein of 180 amino acids. NCBI's taxonomy places the organism in Eukaryota, Fungi, Basidiomycota, Agaricomycetes, Agaricales, Pleurotaceae. Gene Ontology annotation, molecular function: DNA binding; structural constituent of chromatin; protein heterodimerization activity. Gene Ontology annotation, cellular component: nucleosome. The transcript has 4 exons. The record is from RefSeq and is a predicted model, not a curated record.